Molecule: messenger RNA, 1999 nt
Organism: Anolis sagrei ordinatus
Lineage: Eukaryota; Metazoa; Chordata; Lepidosauria; Squamata; Anolidae
Source: RefSeq, a predicted model, not a curated record
UUCUAUUCCAUUCUCUCCCCCACCCACCAAGAUCUGUAUGUUUUCAGUGUCUUGGUCGGACCAGAAUGUCAUCCUAAUCUACAGAGCAUUUGAAGAAUUUCGGAAACUCCAUGAAACCCUGAAAAGAAAAUUCCCCAUCGAAAGAGGGUUAUUGAGGAAUUCGGACCGGACCAUCCCCAAGUUUCCAGGCAUCCAUGGGAUCGUAUGGAAGAAGCAGAAAGGGAGCCAAUGCCUAAAGAACCUGAAACAGAUGGAGGUUUAUUGCCAGGAGAUUCUGAAAACCAAGCCUCAGAUCUCUCAAGGGGAAGAUGUGGUCCGAUUCUUUGAAGCCCGGAGCCAAGACCUAGACCCCGACUUCCCCCAAAACAGACAGCACAGCAUUAUUAUAUUGUGUCCUGCAAAGCUUUCGCAGGUGAUACUGGAGUCCCUUGCAGAUAUCUCUCCAUCCUUUUGCAGCAGCAUCACUUUUCCUUCCGAAACGGGAGGUGGACAAAGAGGGCCGCUUGCUCUCAGCAUCACUGAACCCAUCGUCUGCCCCACCUUUGCUUGUGUCGCCCCCUUUGAAACUAUAGAUCUUAAGGACAGACCCUUCAGAGCCCUGCGAGAAGAAGGCCUGGAAGUUCUGCUGAAGGACAGAACAGGCUGGUGGCUGGUAGAAAACAACUGCAAGCAACUGGCCUGGUUCCCAGCCUCCUUCCUGGAGGAGACUGAAGAUGGAACCAUGAUGGAGGAGGACAGCGAAGAAGGGUUACUGUAUUAUCUCACAGAAUCCUAUGAGGCCCAGGAGGAGGAUGAGCUGUCUGUGAAGUCGGGGGUCUUGGUGGAAGCACUGAAGAAGCCGGACAGGGGCUGGUGGCUGGUUUGGUACAACGGAGAGCGUGGAUACGUCCCGUCGGCCUUCCUCCAACCGUACAGAAACCCACACCGCAAAUUCCUGGCAAUGGGGGAAAGCCAACAGGGAGAAGCCAUAGGAAAACCCCAGAAUUUCUCUGGGAUGGAAAGCAGUCGCUCGAGUCUUGGCAAGGAAACUCCGGACUCUGUGGAUCCUCCGCGUGGCUCCCCUUUAAUGCCUCCUCGCCCCUCCAUCCACGAAAUGCUCCAGAGGUGUUCAGCUGUCACCAAGAGAGCCUUGCAAUUGCCUCUGCCUUCUGCUUGGAACUGAAUGGCCUUCCAGAGCAAAAGAGAAAGCAAACCAGGCAUCUGGGAUGGAGAACUUCUGCAUAUUUUCAAAUAUGUAUUUUGUAGAGAUAUGUUUUAAUAUGUAUAUUUUAUAUAACAUUUAUGUGUUUUUAGCUAUGUUGUAAUGCUGAGAUUAAUACACACACAUAUAUAUCUAUGAGAAAAACUGAUUCCCAGAUUUUCUAAACUGGCCAAGGAAGAGGGAUGUCAGUAACUGAAUUAAUAGUGUCAUAGAGGGAAGAGAAUGAUCCUUAAUGGGUGUUGGGACUUAUUAUUUAACCGACGCCGAUGCAUGCCUUUUUAGGAUCAAGGAGGUUGGACUAGAUGGUCUUUAGGGGUCCCUUCUGACUCUAGAAGUCUUUGACUCUAGUCCUGUUUCUCCAUAAAAUCUGCUAAUGUCUAUGUGGCUGGAUAGCCAUUGGUCAGGAAGGCUUGUAUUGUGUCUUCCUUUAUGGCAGAAGGGGGUUGGACUGGAUGGCCUUUGAGGGUCCCUUCCCACUCUAGGAUGAUGAUGAUGAUGAUGAUUAUUAUUAUUAUUAAAGAGGCUGGGCUGGACGGCCAUCUGUCAGGAGGUCUUUGAUUGUGUCUCCCUUCAUGGCAAAUGGCAAUUGGACGUAAUGGCCUUUAGAGGCCCCUUCCAACUUUAGCUCAAAGUGGGGCUUCACUCAUCUUGUGAACUCAAAUUAAAUAAUUCUAAUUCAAUCAGGAGGGGAAAAAGGGACGAGAGAACAUGCACAGAAAAAAGAGAACAGGGGAUGAAGACAUUCCCCCUUUAUAUGUAUAUAUAUAAAAAUAAAAUAAAAACCUUAUUGUACAAAUA